GAAGCACUGUGUGAAAUGAACGAUGAAUUACAGGAAAAUGCGCGUGAUGUUGAACUCGAACUAAGAGAGUCUCUUGAGUCCGAACAAACUCGGCUAGCUGAGCUACAGCGUCGUAUGGAAGCAGCUUGCGAUAGCCUAGCUGAGCGCGAUCAAACGUUAUCACGGUUCCGUGAUCUCGUUACUGAUCUACAGACUCAACUAGCUUGUCUUCGAAAGACGCUUGCCGAAGAACGUCGCAGUCACCGUUUGCAGCCACUUCAGCUUGGUCGCCAGGAUUUAGUCACUCCUGAAGAGACUGCGCUAAUGACUAGCAUGGACACAAGGGCUGCUUCUCUUUUAGACACAACUGGACUAGCUCAGGGUCUGGAUGGUCAGACCACUUUCAAG
Messenger RNA from Protopolystoma xenopodis, 387 nucleotides. NCBI's taxonomy places the organism in Eukaryota, Metazoa, Platyhelminthes, Monogenea, Polystomatidea, Polystomatidae. The record is from the annotation of a GenBank genome assembly.